This is a messenger RNA of Cladocopium goreaui, 4892 nucleotides long. Lineage: Eukaryota; Dinophyceae; Suessiales; Symbiodiniaceae. The record is from the annotation of a GenBank genome assembly.
AGGUGGCAACGUCAUCCUCUAUGAGCCAAGACGCCACAGCUGAGGACAAUGCUGUUGAGAAGAAGAACAGGUUGGGCCGGACAGAGCUCCACAAUGCUGUUUGCAAGGGCGACGAAAAGCGUGUCCAGCAGCUCCUGCAAAACCGCGCAUCUGUUGAUGCCAAGGAUGAAAGCGGCCGGACACCAUUGCACUUGGCCGCCAGUGAGGUCUCCGGACCAACCAAAAUCAUUAAGCUGCUGCUAGAGGCGAGGGCCAUGACUGAGGCCAAAGACCUGGGCGGUUUGACUCCAUUGAAUUUGGCUUGCGACUCGAAGUGCGAGGAAGCGGUGGCUGUUCUGCGGAGCGAGAAAUUGGAGCAAAGUGGGAAAACCGCGUUAAGUUCUUCCGUAGAGACUUUGGUGUUCCAUUUUGUUUUUGAGAUUCAGCGAGCUGUGCACUUGUAUUCCAAGUGGCUGCUGCACCAAGGGUUGGCAUUUCAAAUGUACGUGGAGUCAGUAGCAAUAGACCCGUGUCCGAAGGCGCCGCUGGAUGUCCUGCACUUCUUGCCGAAGCACAUGCCAGCCGUGGCCUCCGAUGCAAAUGAAAUCACCUUCGAGGGAAACAUCAUGCCUAGCGCAGAGCAAUGCUGGACGUCGUUCCCUGGCAAAUUCAAGGCUGGAUGGGAUGCGCUGGUGAACGUGCCAGCUUUUGGCGACAGUGUUGCAUGCGUUUUCUUGUGCGAUUCCCAGUCUGGCCUUGGGGAGCACAAGAAAGAUCCAAAAGGUGAUGGCAAAAAAUGCUAUUGCUACCGGAUUUAUGGAGAGCGAGCAGAUGCAGAGUACAAGAAGUUUGGAUACAUCAUCUAUGUACAGAAGAAGUAUUCAGAAUGCAGUGAUCUGGAGAGAAGCAAGCUGGAGCAGAAGGCCAACGCCAUGGAUGCAGAGCUUGUUUUUGAAGAUGAUGACAGCAGCACGAGGGACACAAAGGAGAAGCGGGCCAAGGAAAAGUUUGCCCAAAAGAAGACCGCAGCAUUUGGCUGCAGUUGGUACGAUUUGUGGUUCCAACGUGUGAGAGAAGCAGUACAACGAGGCCAACGGCUGAAGGUCGUGUUCUUUCCUGGUGAAGUGAUGCAAGGCAAAGUUGAUAUGGAUGCACUGGCCACAGCUGACCUCUGGAAUGGUGUUGGGCUUGGAACGUCCCAGAAAUGCGAGGUUGCCACACUUGAGGCAAUGAGGAAGGAAACUGGCGAUCCCAAGUGGGACUACGAUCCAGUAGAUGUGACCGAUUUCCUCAUUUCACAAUUCAAGGAAGGUGAUUUGGUGGAAGCGUUGGACGCGGACAGCCGGCGUUGGCGCAUAGGCCGCAUCCUGAAGGUUCCGCAAAGCGGGAUGACGAAGGAUGACAGGCACACCGUGCGACACACCUGGAACAUCAUCUGCAACUGGUCCGGGACAGAGUUCCAGUCAGAGCAUCUGAGGCCUUUGGUGCAACAUACCAACGGCUUUGAGACCAUACUGCAAGGGUUCCAGGAUAAGAAGAUGCUGCGGUCUCUGGAGGAAUUCUUCAGUGUUCAGGUGAAGCAGGUGCAGCGAUCUUGGUCCGAUGGGAGGCAUUCCAUAGCAGUGAAAUUGAAGAUCAGCACCCUUAGGCAAGCCCACAGCUUAAGGGACAAGGUCCUGAGCGGAGAUUUGGAUCUAAAGAUCAAUGAUAUUUUGUCCAUACAGUGGCAAGUAGGAAUUGAUAAGAGCGCUUUCUUGACCUUCUAUGAGAGAUCCCUUCUGUCAUUGACGGAUCUGACAAAGCACCAGAACGAAGUUCUCCAAGAGCUCAGAGAUGCAGGUACUCGUGAGCAAGGUGUCAUUCACCUGUCUGCAGCGGCUGGUGCGGGGAAGACCUUCAUAGCGGUGAAGUGGGUCUUAGACCAUCUCAGAAUGUCCUCGGGAAAGGUGCUGUACAUUGCACCCAACAAGGCCCUCGUGUUGCAUUUCAUUCGGUGGCUAUUGGCCUUUGCACAUGCAGACAGGGACUCAUCAUCAAGAUACUUCUCAAGACUCCUGGUAUUGUAUGAGCCCUACGAUCAAGUACGAGUGCCUGUCAUCAAUGGCAACCAGAUCCUUUUCGAGUCAGCCACAGUUGAGCUGGAACCAUGUCAAGUCAAAGUACUUGACGAAGCGCAUUGCAUUUUUUGCGCGGACACGGACUCACUGAUCCAAGACCGCUUGAAAAGCUACAGUGCGAGAAGCACAGUGCUGCUGUCUGACCUGUCCCAAGGUUCGAGUACCACAUUUUCAGUUGAUCGACACUAUCCCAUCAGGCGUUCAGUCAAACUCAUAGAAGUCGUUCGAAGCACGCAGCGCAUUGUUGCAGGAGCAUUGAAUUUUCGACUCGGCGAAUCACGUAAUGAGAAUGUUGACAGCUUGGGGACACAUGGGCCACCGAUCAAAACCUUUUUAUUUGAAGCCCAGGCAGAACAAGACAAGAUGGAAGAGUAUGCCAAGCAUACAAUUGCAGCCAUCAACUAUGUUAUUUACCACUUUCCAAGCAUAAACCUGAACAAUAGAAUUGCUUUGCUAGUGAAGGACAAUGAUUUCCUCGGAUCCUUGAGUGGAAAACUCCGACGCCACCUUCAGAACAAGUUUGCCAAGCGAUAUUGCUUGGUGUCGUAUGAGACAUCCCUCAAUUUAUUACCUAGCCACUUGAGCACUGGAGCAUCUGCACAAGGUGUGCAACAAGAGCAACAGAUCAUUUUGGACACUGUCAAGAAUGCCAAAGGUUUGGAAAACCUCAUCGUGAUCUCAAUUGGGCUUGAUGCCCCCAUUCAGGGUGCUUACGAAGAUGGCGCUACAAGAUCCUUACUAUACCAAGGCAUCACAAGAGCACAGCUGGCUUCAAUGAUCGUAAAUGAGUUUAUGCCAGAUGGCUGGCUGGCUUUCCUGGGCUGUUUGAGGCUCAGCAAGGACACCUUCGAUAAAAAGGCAGCCUUUGCUGAGACUGACAAAGGAGCAGCUGCUGCCAUGCUCAAGGUGAAAGACAGUCGACGAGAGGUUGCCGAGGCCGCCAAGACUUUAGAAGAGGAUGAAAUCACAAAAAAAUAUCUGGAAGACUUUGCAGCACAUUCGCUAGCCUGCGCAAAAGCUGAGGGACAGGUUCGGGCCGUGCUUGACGACCUCAAAAAGGAGGAUUUUUGGGAGCUCUGCCAUGCUCAUGCCAAGGCCAAGACGCCACAGCUGAGGACAAUGCUGUUGAGAAGAAGAACAGGCCGGACAGAGCUCCACAAUGCUGUCUGCAAGGGCGACGAAAAGCGCGUCCAGCAGCUCCUGCAAAACCGCGCGUCUGUUGAUGCCAAGGAUGAAAGCGGCCGGACACCAUUGCACUUGGCCGCCAGUGAGGUCUCCGGACCAACCAAAAUCAUCAAGCUGCUGCUCGAGGCGAGGGCCAUGACUGAGGCCAAAGACCUGGGCGGCCGGACACCACUGCACCUGGCCGCCAGUGAGGUCUCCGGAUCAGCCAAAAUCGUAGAGCUGCUGGAGGCUAGGGCUAUGACUGAGGCGAAGGACCUCGGCGGUUUCACUCCAUUGAAUUUGGCUUGCGACUUGAAGUACGAGGAAGCAGUGGCUGUUCUGCGGGGCGCUGAGGGCUCACCAAAAGUUUCAGAAGGUUUGACAGAGGCGGUGACGUGUUUUGUUGCGCCGCUGGAUGUCCUGCACUUCUUGCCGAAGCACAUGCCAGCCGUGGCCUCCGAUGCAAAUGAAAUCACCUUCGCGGGAAUCAUCAAGCCUAGCGCAGAGCAAUGCUGGACGUCGUUCCCUGGCAAAUUCAAGGCUGGAUGGGAUGCGCUGGUGAACGUGCCAGCUUUUGGCGACAGUGUUGCAUGCGUUUUCUUGUGCGAUUCCCAGUCUGGCCUUGGGGAGCACAAGAAAGAUCCAAAAGGUGAUGGCAAAAAAUGCUAUUGCUACCGGAUUUAUGGAGAGCGAGCAGAUGCAGAGUACAAGAAGUUUGGAUAUAUCAUCUAUGUACAGAAGAAGUAUUCAGAAUGCAGUGAUCUGGAGAGAAGCAAGCUGGAGCAGAAGGCCAACGCCAUGGAUGCAGAGCUUGUUUUUGAAGAUGAUGACAGCAGCACGAGGGACACAAAGGAGAAGCGGGCCAAGGAAAAGUUUGCCCAAAAGAAGACCGCAGCAUUUGGCUGCAGUUGGUACGAUUUGUGGUUCCAACGUGUGAGAGAAGCAGUACAACGAGGCCAACGGCUAAAAGUCGUGUUCUUUCCUGGUGAAGUGAUGAAAGGCAAAGUUGAUAUGGAUGCACUGGCCACAGCUGACCUCUGGGAUGGUGUUGGGCUUGGAACGUCCCAGAAAUGCGAGGUUGCCACACUUGAGGCAAUGAGGAAGGAAACUGGCGAUCCCAAGUGGGACUACGAUCCAGUAGAUGUGACCGAUUUCCUCAUUUCACAAUUCAAGGAAGGUGAUUUGGUGGAAGCGUUGGACGCGGACAGCCGGCGUUGGCGCAUAGGCCGCAUCCUGAAGGUUCCGCAAAGCGGGAUGACGAAGGAUGACAGGCACACCGUGCGACACACCUGGAACAUCAUCUGCAACUGGUCCGGGACAGAGUUCCAGUCAGAGCAUCUGAGGCCUUUGGUGCAACAUACCAACGGCUUUGAGACCAUACUGCAAGGGUUCCAGGAUAAGAAGAUGCUGCGGUCUCUGGAGGAAUUCUUCAGUGUUCAGGUGAAGCAGGUGCAGCGAUCUUGGUCCGAUGGGAGGCAUUCCAUAGCAGUGAAAUUGAAGAUCAGCACCCUUAGGCAAGCCCACAGCUUAAGGGACAAGGUCCUGAGCGGAGAUUUGGAUCUAAAGAUCAAUGAUAUUUUGUCCAUACAGUGGCAAGUAGGAAUUGAUAAGAGCGCUUUUUUGACCUUCUAU